Messenger RNA from Cynara cardunculus var. scolymus (artichoke), 3015 nucleotides. Its product is annotated as extra-large guanine nucleotide-binding protein 1-like. Gene Ontology annotation, molecular function: G-protein beta/gamma-subunit complex binding; GTPase activity; guanyl nucleotide binding. The transcript has 8 exons. Lineage: Eukaryota; Viridiplantae; Streptophyta; Magnoliopsida; Asterales; Asteraceae. Bases 262 to 2886 code for a protein of 874 amino acids. The record is from RefSeq and is a predicted model, not a curated record. Gene Ontology annotation, biological process: G protein-coupled receptor signaling pathway.
UGAAUCUCGGAUGGAGACAUCUUAAAGUCAAGUUUUCGUUCUUCAAUGGAGUAUCUAACUGUCGUUUAUUUUAAUCUGAUACAUGUUGAUCACCAUACACCAUGAUUCCAUGAGAACUUGACAAACGCUUAAAUUCUGUUUUCACUUUUGAUUUUCCAUGAACUUGUGAAGAUUAAACACUCUGUUUUGUUUAGGGUUAGCUUCAAUUUAGAAUUGGUAUAUAGGGUUUAUAUUCAAGCUGUUCGUAGUUACGUUGGCGAGAUGGGUAGUAUUAUUAGAAGUAUAUUUCCUAUUCGUUCUUCGAAAGAGGAUGAUGAUGAGUAUAAUGUGGAGUACUCUUUUGCCAUAGAGUACACUGGUCCUCCGGUUUCUUAUGAUAUUCCUAGGGCAGUUCCUGUUGAUGUUGUCUCUAUUCCGCUAGCCUCUGUUGUUUCUGUAUCUAGUUCUGGUGAUCUAUCAUUACCAAUUAUCCAUCCUGUUGUUAAGAGAGAUCCUAAGUUGGUUUUGUCUGAAAUUAACGAGAGUCGUCUUGGAUCGGAUCUGAUAGGUGCUGAUGCACACUCACCUAGUUCACCAGAGGGAGAUAGAAGUUCUAUUUCAUUAGGAUUUUCUGAUAGUCAUGAGAAUUCUCAGGAGUUUUCCAUGAGUUCAGAUGGAGAUCGUUUGGAUAACUAUUGCCAUGAGAUUGUAGAGUUGUAUGAUGCUAGUGAAGAGAAUCGACCUCACGAGGUCUUUUCAAGUUACGAUAACAGAACUCAGAUUGUUACUUUCAAUGAACCUGAAUCUGAUGCUAUGGUUCAAGAGGAAAGUAGUUUUGAUGACCCGGGAAUGGUGAUUCAAGAAAGGCCGCAUGCUAGUUCUCAUGUCAAGAAAGGGUUAUGCCACCGCUGCCUUAAGGGAAAUUGGUUCACCUUUAAGGAGUUUUGCAUUGUAUGUGAUGCAAAAUACUGUAGUAAUUGUGUGCUGAGAGUAAUGGGGUCAAUGCCAGAAGGUAGGAAAUGCAUUACUUGUAUUGGGUAUCCUAUUGAUGAGUCAAAACGUGAGCAUUUGGGGAAAUGUUCAAAGGUUCUUAAGCAAUUGCUCUCAGAUUUUCAAGUGAAACAGAUAAUGAAAUUUGAAGAGUCCUGUCACAUAAACCAGCUACCGUAUUGGCUUCUUACCGUGAAUGGCAAACAACUUUCUCUAGAAGAAGCAGUUCAAUUGCGUACCUGUGCCUACCCACCAAAAAGCCUUAGACCAGGAAGCUAUUGGUAUGAUAAGUUGUCUGGUUUUUGGGGAAAGGAAGGGCAUAAGCCUUGCCAGAUUAUUAGUCCCCAGCUGUCUGUUGGUGCUCCCAUUAAGGAAAAUGCUAGCAAUGGGACCACAAAAGUAAAGAUAAACAAUCGGGUGAUCACCAAAGUGGAGCUAUUGAUGUUAAAGUUUGCCGGAAUCAAUUGCGAAGGUUCCCCUAGUUUUUGGGUAAGCCAUGAUGGAUCCUAUCAGGAAGAGGGACAGAAUCAAGUGAACGCAAAAAUAUGGGAAAUGUCUGGAAUAGAGGCAAUUUGUGCACUCUUGUCUUUGCCAGUGCCAUCCAAAUCCUUUAUCUCGUAUGCAGAAGAUAUGGUCAACAAUGGCGGUAAAUUGGGGCAGGAAAACAUUGAUACGAAAUCGCUAACAAAACUACUUCUAGUUGGUCAAGAUCAAUCUGGGACAAGCGCUAUCUAUAAGCAGGCCAAGAUUCUUUACAAUGUUCCAUUCUCGGAAGAUGAGCGUCAAAAAGCUAAGUCAUUGAUCCAAAGCAACUUGUAUCUUUAUAUCAGCAUUCUGCUCGAGGGUGUGAAACAAUUUGAGGAAGAAUAUUCAAUGCAGAUAAGGAGAAAACUCAUGGAUCAACCUAGUACUUCAGCUGCAGGGGGUUUGGCCGAAAACAUUGAAACAAACAUUUAUUCAUUAAGUGCAAAACUGAAAUACUUCUCCGACUGGCUUCUUCAAAUUGUGGCAUCAGGCAAUCUGGAACUUGUUUUUCCAGCUACAACACGUGAGUAUUCACCAGUAGUUGAGGAACUAUGGAACAAUAAAGCCUUUCAAGCAACCUAUGCUAGACGGACUGAACUUCAUGCGCUCCCCAUAGUUGCCGAUUAUUUCUUACCUCAGGCUGUUGAAAUCUCGAGGCCAACUUAUGAGCCUUCUGAUGUGGACAUUCUGUAUGCUGAUGGCAUUUCAUCUUCUAAUGGGCUUACUUCAAUGGAGUUCUCGGUUCCCUCUUUGCUUCCAGAUAUCUUCAUGGAGGCCACCGAGCAGACCAAUCUACUCCAAAGGUACCAACUGAUUCGAGUGAAUUCAAGCAGCUUAGGAGACAACUGUAAAUGGCUAACCAUGUUUGAAGACAUCGAUCUCAUCCUCUAUUGCGUCGACUUAACUUCCUACAACGAGUUUUACACCGACAACAACUUAAUCGUCAAGAACAAGAUGUUAGAAAGCAAAAACAUCUUCGAAAACAUCAUCACCCAUCCACGAUUCAAAGACAAAGCAUUCCUUCUAAUACUCAAUAAGUUUGAUCUGCUCGAAAAAAAGAUCAAAACCGACCCUCUGUCGCAAUGCGAGUGGUUUCACGACUUCAAUCCGUUCGUCACCAGCCAAGCCUUUAGUAGCGAUGUAAGCUCGAGAAAUAAAGCAACAUUGAUGGCGCAAUAUGGUUUCCAGUAUAUCGGUGCAAAGUUUAAGAGGAUGUUCAGUGAGUUGACGGGGCGGAAACUGUACGUGUCGCCGGUGACGGGAUUAGAGGUGGAUAGUGUUCGUGCAGCUCUUAGGUACGGGAAGGAGGUUUUGAGAUGGGUGGAUGAAGAAAAUAAACCAAAGUCUAGUACCAAUGAGUGGUCUUCUGAAAGUAUUGAGACCAACUCAUAAGGCCACAAUUUAGUUCAGGUCAGGUUACUGGAGAUUUUUCUGUCUGUUAUAUUUAGGGUCAAGCUGAUUUGAAUCCCGCAGUUAUAGAAAAAAGACACAUCGGAACGGUAAUAUUACAGAUUAAACGUA